Messenger RNA from Cannabis sativa, 4072 nucleotides. RefSeq names its product E3 ubiquitin-protein ligase UPL7. The transcript is spliced from 15 exons. The coding region runs from base 106 to 3615 and encodes 1169 amino acids. The record is from RefSeq and is a predicted model, not a curated record. NCBI's taxonomy places the organism in Eukaryota, Viridiplantae, Streptophyta, Magnoliopsida, Rosales, Cannabaceae. Gene Ontology annotation, biological process: ubiquitin-dependent protein catabolic process; protein polyubiquitination. Gene Ontology annotation, molecular function: ubiquitin protein ligase activity.
UAUAUUUAAAAUAGAUAUAAAAAAACUCAACUAAAAUAUUUUAAUCGAAUCAGAUUCUACUUCCUCCAGUUUCGAAACGACAAAGGAAGAUCGACUCGGUUCCUCAUGGAUGAACCUCGCAAGCAUCAGGUGUCCUUGAGGGGAGCCAGUGCGAAAGAGAUAACGAGAGAUGCUCUUCUUCAAAAGGUUUCUCAAGAAAGAGAGCUUCGCCAUUAUGCGAAACGAGCUACAGCAGCUGCCAUAUUCGUUCAGAGAGUCUGGAGAAGUUACAUUGUUACUUUAAAAGUGGCUUUGCAGCUUCAAGAAGAUUGGGACAAGAACUACGAGGACUAUGUUGGUUCGUUGACACGGACACAGAUAUCGUGCAGUGUUUUAAGGCCUUUUCUCUUCUUCAUUAGUUGUUUAGCAACUCCGCACAAGGGGAUUCAAACCAGGGAGAUAAACUGUAUGCAUAGAUGCUUCAAAAUUCUCUUGGAAAGUGUGAACUCUUCUGAUCCAAAACAGAACUUUUGCUCCCUGGCAACUGGUACACCAGAAGAGAGGAGGAUCUGGAAUUAUGAGUCAAGGAAACUGAUUUCUCUUUGCCUAUUUAUUCUUUCUGAGUUUGAUAAAUGCUGUGUACGGGAUCAAGAAAUUGUUGCAGUUACUGCUUUAGCAAUGCGUCUUGUCAUUCAUUUAACUGAUUUGAAAGGGUGGAAGAACAUUACCAGCGACAACUGCCAGGAAGCAGAUACAGCUGUUAAAGAUCUAGGUCAAUUUAUGGGAGCUGGUGAAUGUGGUCUAUACAUAUCUGUUAGAAGAUACAUCACCGCAUUAGAUACUCCUUUUUCUUCUCAAAUAGAGAAUGUAGUGCAGAAAGAUGAUAAAUUCCUUAUUACAGCAAGUGCAAUAACUUUAGCUCUUCGGCCAUUACGUGUGACAAACUCUAAAGUAGACGGCCCUGGCCUGUCAGCUGUGGAUUCUUUUGCUGAGAAGUAUUGUGUUUUCUUACUUACAAUUCCUUGGCUGGUGCAGCGAUUGCCGGCUGUUCUUGUUCGUGCUAUGAAGCACAUAUCUGUUCUAUCACCUUGCUUACGGAUUUUACUGAUUUUGAAGGAGAAGAUACUGAAUCAGAUUUCUGAAAUAAAUCAGUCACAAGCUCCAUUUUGUCUGAAGGUGAUUCCACCGGUAGGUUGGGCACUUGCAAGUAUCAUAUGCCUUGCAACAGCGAAUGAGAAUGGUUCUCUUGAUUCUGGAUGGUGCAACCAAGGUUUGGACUGUGUGUUGUAUGUUCGUGCAGUUAUCAUUCUUGCUGAAGACUUGUUGGCUAGGCUUGAUAAUGUUGGAAGUAUAAAAAAUGUGAACCAAGAAAUCCCAAGUAAUAACGAAGAUUCUGUUAUGCCCACUGAUACAAAGUUUGGUAUGAGUGAUGAAAGACAUGGUUCCUUGAUUGUGUCAUACAUGGAUCUCUUUAAGCCUGUUUGUCAACAGCAGCAUCUCAUGGAUCUUUUGGCAAUAGUUGGAAAAGAUGAUUGUGCUCAAGGGUUGGAGACUUUUUCGCAUAACAAUUUGCACUCUCAGAAGUUGGGAUUUCUUGAUGUUGCAUAUUUUUAUUGUUAUCUUCUUAGAAUUUUUUCAUUCUUGAACCCAGCAGUUGGACAGUAUUAUAUUCUCAAUAUGCUAUCUUUCACUCCUGGUUUUCUUGUGAGCCUAUGGGGAACCUUGGAAAGUGCCCUUUUUCCUGUAGAUGGUCCAACCACUGAAAAUCAUGAUCUUUCAUCUAGUAAAACUUCAAGGAAUAAAAAGGAUGGACUUUCUGAGAGAAGGCAAAAACAUAGUAUUAAGGAUGAAGGCAAUAAAUGGGUGACCGUGCUACAUAAGUUUACUGGAAAGUCGCAGUUGGGAGCUGAUAGUACGAAUUUGGUUGAUGAUCCAUCAAGCCAUAGCCACAUUGUCGAGGGUCCUCAUGAUAUAUGGGAUGUAGAACCUUUGAAGCAUGGCCCAGAAGGUAUAUCUAAAGAUAUCUCUUGUCUGCUUCAUCUUUUCUGUGCUACCUAUUCACAUCUGCUGUUGAUAUUGGAUGAUAUAGAGUUCUACGAGAAACAGGUUCCAUUCAGGAUUGAGCAGCAGCGGAGAAUUGCCUCGAUGCUUAAUACUUUCGUCUAUAAUGGUUUGUGCCAUAAUAUGGGGCAGCAGACUAGAUCCCUUAUGGAUUCUGCAAUCAAAUGCUUGCAUUUAAUGUAUGAAAGAGAUUGCAGACACCAAUUCUGUCCCACUGUUCUGUGGCUUUCACCUGCUUCCAAGAGCCGGCCACCAAUUGCUGUAGCUGCCAGAACUCACGAGGUUUUGUCUGUUAAUACAAGAACAGAUGAUGCUCCAACUCUUCCAAGUACGCGGUCUAUUAUAACUACUGUUCCGCACGUAUAUCCAUUUGAAGAAAGAGUUGAGAUGUUUAGAGAGUUCAUUGAGAUGGACAAAGCCUCGCGAAAAAUGGCUGGUGAAGUUGAUGGACCUCCUUCACGAUCAGUUGGGAUAGUAGUUCGUCGAGGUCAUAUAGUUGAAGAUGGUUAUAGACAAUUAAAUUCCCUUGGGCCAAGAUUAAAAUCAUCCAUCCAUGUUUCAUUUGUGAGUGAUUCUGGUCUUCCAGAGGCUGGCCUGGAUUAUGGUGGAUUAUCUAAAGAGUUUUUAACUGAUAUAUCAAAAGCAGCCUUUGCCCCUGAGUACGGGCUAUUCUCCCAAACUUCAGCUUCAGACAGACUUUUAAUCCCCAAUGCAUCUGCAAAAUAUCUCGGGAAUGGAGUCCAGAUGAUUGAAUUCCUUGGAAGAGUUGUUGGAAAAGCUUUAUAUGAAGGAAUUUUGCUAGAUUACUCCUUUUCUCUUGUAUUUGUACAAAAACUACUAGGCCGAUAUAGCUUUCUUGAUGAGCUAUCAACUCUUGAUCCAGAGCUGUACAGGAAUCUUAUGUAUGUCAAGCACUAUGACAACGAUGUCAAGGAUCUUUUUCUGGAUUUCACAGUGAUUGAAGAAUCUUUUGGUAAGCAGCAUGUUAUCGAGCUUAAACCUGGUGGCAAGGAUAUUUCUGUGACAAAUGAGAACAAAAUGCAGUACAUUCAUGCUAUGGCAGAUUACAAACUAAACCGACAGAUAAUUCCCUUUUCCAAUGCUUUCUACAGAGGAUUAACAGAUCUCAUAUCACCAUUUUGGCUGAAAUUAUUCAAUGCACGCGAAUUCAAUCAGUUGCUUUCAGGUGGAGACUACGAUAUUGACAUUGAUGAUUUAAGAAAAAACACACGUUACACUGGUGGUUAUUCUGAGGGAAGUCGAACUAUCAAAAUCUUCUGGGAGGUACUUAAAGGUUUUGAACCAAAUGAUCGUUGUAUGCUUCUUAAAUUUGUAACUAGUUGUUCUCGACCUCCAUUACUUGGAUUCAAGCACCUGCAGCCUACCUUCACUAUUCAUAAGGUUGUCUGCAAUGUUCCUAUAUGGGCGUCAAUUGGUGGACAGGAUGUGGAUCGGCUUCCUUCAGCCUCAACAUGUUACAAUACUCUCAAGCUUCCAACGUACAAACGUGCUAGCACUUUGAGGGAGAAACUUCUGUAUUCAAUUAAUUCAAAUGCAGGAUUUGAACUUUCUUAGGUCCACUUCAGGCGUGGUACCAUCUUACCGUUAUCCGAGGGCUUUGUGACCAUAUCUAAGAGAGGCUGAUAAAUUUCGAAGACCACAAGCUUGAGACCAGGAAGCCUACGCAGACUUUCAGAUGUGCUAUUUAACUUUCUGUUGAAUGAAAAGGCGUCUCUGUUUAACCUGGCGACACACUGGUUACUUCCUCUGCCAAAUAGGGUGAUGGCUGCUGGCAAACAUCCGAGUGGCGGUAAGUUUGUGACGCCAAUCCUCCUUGCUCCCAAUCCGUACAGAGUCUGUCACAAUGCUUUUCAUGUUAUGAAUGAAUAUGCUUCUGAACAAACAAGUUGAGCUAAAUUUGAUUCUUAUUAUCUUGUUUGUAUUUACUUGAUUUUACCCAUGUAAAUUUGAGAUUUAUUGAUUGAUUAUAUAUAAAUAUAUGCCAUGCCAUUGGUAAGUAAACUUCGCUAAA